AUGAAGUUUAACAAACAAAAAUCAUCUUCCCGAAGAAAAAUGAGGAAAGCUCAUUUUACUGCUCCCGCAGGUCUAAGAAGAAAAAUUAUGUCAUCAAAAUUAUCAAAAGAAUUAAGAUUAAAAUAUAAGACACGAUCGUUACCUGUUAGAAAAGACGAUGAGGUUCUCAUAUGCAGAGGACACAACCACGGAAGAGAAGGAAAAGUUGUAAAAAUUAACAGAAAGAGAUAUAAGAUUUAUGUAGAAAGAGUUACAAGAGAAAAAGUAAAUGGAGAAUCAACUUUUAUUGGUAUUCAUCCAAGUAAUGUUGUAUUAACCAAAUUAAAGGUUGAUAAAAAUCGUAAAAAAAUUUUAGAUAGAAAAGCUGCAAAGGAAAAUUAA
Messenger RNA from Plasmodium adleri (nom. inval.), 381 nucleotides. RefSeq names its product 60S ribosomal protein L26, putative. Gene Ontology annotation, cellular component: cytosolic large ribosomal subunit. Gene Ontology annotation, biological process: cytoplasmic translation; ribosomal large subunit biogenesis. The coding region runs from base 1 to 381 and encodes 126 amino acids. The transcript is spliced from 3 exons. The record is from RefSeq and is a predicted model, not a curated record. NCBI's taxonomy places the organism in Eukaryota, Apicomplexa, Aconoidasida, Haemosporida, Plasmodiidae. Gene Ontology annotation, molecular function: structural constituent of ribosome; RNA binding.